AUGUUCUCUAAAGUGCUCAAACAAGAUGGUUAUUCACAGUCUCAAGCAGAUCACACGUUCAUCAAACACUUUCCAACUGGGAAAAUUAUUGUGCUAAUUGCCUAUGUUGAUGAUAUUAUCCUUACAGGAAAUCACGAAGAAGAAAUGAGAAGACUGAAGAUUCUUUUAUCCAAAGAAUUUCAAAUCGAAGACCUUGGGCAUCUAAGGUACUUUCUGGGAAUGGAAGUAGCCAGGUCAAAAGAGGGGAACUCUGUCUCUCAACACAAGUACGUCCUAGAUCUCCUACAUGAAACUGGCAUGAGUGGUUGCAAGCAGGUUGAAACUCCUAUGGAUCCUAAUACGAAACUGAUAUCUCGGACUGAAGAGGAAGCUGAUAAGGGGCAAUAUCAAUGCUUGGUGGGAAAGUUAAUAUAUUUGAGACACACUCGUCUUGCUAUAAGUUUUUCCGUCGGGAUUGUUAGUCAGUUUUUAAGCAAUCCCUCAGUGGAUCAUAUGAAGGUUGUGAUUCGAAUUCUUAGGUACCUGAAAAAGGAUCCUGGAAAGGGAUUAAAGUUCAAGAAAACACUCAAUCGGUCUCUCAAAGUUUAUAUAGAUGCGGACUGGGGCGGAUCCCCUAUUAACGGGAGAUCUAUAUCCGGUUAUUGUUCACCUCUUUAG
Messenger RNA from Cynara cardunculus var. scolymus (artichoke), 657 nucleotides. RefSeq lists its product as uncharacterized. The record is from RefSeq and is a predicted model, not a curated record. Bases 1 to 657 code for a protein of 218 amino acids. NCBI's taxonomy places the organism in Eukaryota, Viridiplantae, Streptophyta, Magnoliopsida, Asterales, Asteraceae. The transcript has a single exon.